GCUGUCACAAGCAGAGCAGUCGCUGAAGCGAACAGUUGCUGCAUCGCUGCCGCCUCCCUCCAUCUGUUUCUGCUGUGUUCUUCACAAAUCUACGACUUCAGGCAAUUAUUUCAUUCAAGAGGAGGAAGAGGAGCUGAUGAAGGGUUAUUUUGGUUAAUUGCCGACUCACUCUGAACUGGAGGUGAGUGGAAGGGAUUUUUUGCAACGCUGCAAGGCAGCUGGGGAUUCCUCCCUGGGAUUUAUUUGCUGGUUUUUCUGCAGAAAUCUUUGGACAUUUGUUUUUGUGUUUUGAGAACUGAAGCUGCCUGUAAUGGGAAACAGGUGGAAAUGUGAGGGUUAACCCCCCACCCCACUGUGCUGCAUAUUGGCAAGGCUUCCCCACUUCUCUGCAGCCAAAGAUCCAGACGCUGACAAAUUGCACCUCAAUCAGGUGCAACCUUGGUGUGUGCUGCUCGGUUCUGGGAACACUGGGAUCUGAAGCGAGCAAGCAGAAAUUGGUGGAAGUGGAGGGCGGUUCGGUCAUUUCGUGGACUCGGGGGAGAAGAUGCCAGCCAUCCUGGUGGCCUCAGCCAUGAAGUCAGGACUCCCGAAACCCAAACCGGUUCACAGUGCCCUCCCCAUCCCCCAGGCCCCCAGCAGACCGUCGGCCUUAGCGCUGCCUUCGGCGCCACUCAAGAGCCGGCAGGUGUCCAUCAGACCGCCGAGGAGUUCUCCGGAGUCGGAGGCUGGAAACCCUCAGAUCUACACGGACUGGGCCAACCACUACCUUGCCAAGUCAGGACACAAGCGGCUCAUCAAGGACCUGCAGACGGACGUUACGGAUGGAGUGCUGCUGGCCGAGAUCAUACAGGUCGUCGCCAAUGAGAAGAUUGAUGAUAUCAAUGGGUGUCCCAAAAGCCGUUCUCAGAUGAUUGAGAACAUUGAUGCUUGUUUGAGUUUCCUGGCAGCUAAAGGAGUCAACAUCCAGGGUCUGUCUGCAGAAGAGAUUCGUAAUGGGAAUCUGAAGGCGAUCCUCGGCCUCUUCUUCAGCUUAUCCCGCUACAAACAGCAGCAGCAGCAGGCCCAGCGGCAGAACUCCCAGCCCAGCCUCCCGCCGGCGGCCCAAACCCAGAACACACACCCUUCCCUGAGCCAGCAGAGCAGCGCUCCGGCACAGCUCAGCCACUCUCCGCAUGGGACGCCCGCCCUCACAGCACAGAAAGCAGCACAGGCCGAGAUGCAGUCCAGGGAUGCUUGUCAGAGUAAACUUCUCAAGUUUUCCAUUGGUCAGAAAAAGAGCUCUAGACUUCCUGGCCCGACAACAAGGGUGUCCACUGCUGGCGGUGACGUCCCUCCCAGAAGCUCGGUCAGCGCUGCUGGAAACCGGCGCAGUCAGGGCUGCAGUGACAAGACCAAAGCAAGUUUACAUCCGAACAAAGAUUCCUUGGACGGCAUGACCUCACAGCUCUCUGUGAUGACUGAACAUGCUUCGUCGUCUGCAGUGACCAUCGGCUCCUCCACCAGCGUCCUAUCUGCUACCUCCCACCUGGUUCCUCCAUCUUCCUCUCCUCCUCCCCGUCUACCGCCAUUCCCCCAACCCAACAGCAGCAGCAAACCCUGGAGGAGCAAGUCAGUGAGCGCCAAGCACACCAACGCCCAGCCGCCAUCGUCCACUUGCAACCCAUCUGUAAUGCAGUCCAACAAGCCAGAGAAGGACGCAUCAACCAAGGUUGAAGCUCCUCCCAAAGCUGCCACCCAGAAGUCGAUGCUUGAGAAACUUAAGCUGUUCAACAGCAAAUCAGGAUCUAAAGCGGCAAUGCCACCGGACAGCGCCGCCCCAGUCCGGACACCUCUGGAGAGAUUGGAAAACGGCUCCAACACUGACCCUUUAGAGGAAGAAGACGGCAACCUGCGACCAGGGAUGAACGGGACGACAGCCGACAACUGCCAGCAGCCCAAAAUUGCUCUGAAGGGCAUUGCCCAACGCACUUUCAGCAGAGCUUUGACUGCCAAGAAGGGUUCAGUGAAAGGCCUGGACAAGGAGAAAGGAAGGAGAAGGAGAAAGGGAAGGAGUGGGCAACGCGGCUCUGACAGAACGGAGCUAAGGGGGGAGCUUAAGGAGGAAGUAACGCCAAUUCCUCCGGAUGUGGAGGCGUCCAACAAAAGACGUCCAAAAUUGCUGUUUCAUUCCAAGGGUGGAAAAGUAGCCAAAAAGGAGAGUUCCACCCCAGCACAAAGCGGAAUACCAAAGCCAGGAGGCAAAGCCCCGGGAGCUGGGGGCAAAGCUUCUUCAGCAAAGGAGGCGGCGGAGAGGCCUCGGAGCAUGCGGCUGGGCGGAGGCGGGCUCGCCAUGCACCGCGGGACUCUGGACAGAGACAGGGACAGCAGGCACUCCAGCUCUACCUCCAGCUUGGCCUCCACUGAAGGGAAGUCCGGCGCCGCCCCGGUGGCGGGUUUAGGCACUACGCAGAGCACGGCCAGCAACACUGUCAGCGUGCAGCUACCUCAGACGCAGCAACUGCACAGCCACCCCAACACGGCUACUGUCGCACCUUUCAUGUACAGAACACAAACAGAUGGCGAGGGAACGGUGAACUCGGAGAGCGGCUCAGUGGGAGGCGGAGACAUUUCCUGCUCAAAGACCAGCCAGACCUCCAUCGAAGACCUUUCAGGUGAAGACCCAGAGACCAGACGGCUGCGGACCGUCAAAAACAUUGCAGACCUACGGCAAAAUUUAGAAGAGACCAUGUCUAGUCUGCGGGGAACUCAGGUCACUCACAGUACUCUGGAAACCACCUUUGACGGCAGCGUUACGACAGACAUCAGCAGUGCCGGCGGCGGCGGAUUGUCCGGCAACAGCAGUAGCGGCGGCGGGAGCGGUCGAAGCAUCCUCAGCCUUACCUCCGCCCGCUCGUCGCUGUCACCGUGGCGACUGGGGCAGUCCAGCCCUCGUCUGCAGGCGGGCGACGCCCCUUCUGUUGGGAACGGCUACGGCGGGCGAGGCGGGCGCUACCUGUACCCUGGGCACCUGCGGAGGCAGCUGGCCGGCAGGGGCGGUGCUCUGUGCAGCGUGGAGCUGGGGGACAGAGCUGGAGACGAAAUGGAGCUGGACGGCCCCGCCGUGGAGGUCACCGGCUACAUGAGCGACGGAGAUGUGCUGAGCAAGAACGUCAUGCGCACUGACGAUGUCACCAGUGGCUAUAUGACUGAUGGCGGUUUGGGUCUCUACACUCGCCGCCUGAACCGACUGCCUGACAGCAUGGCUGCAGUUCGAGAGACGCUCCAUCGGAACGCGUCGUCAGGACAGGGAGACGCCGACAGCUGGGAUGAUAGCAGUUCGGUAAGCAGCGGCAUCAGCGACAACAUCGACACUGAUGACAUCAACACCAGUUCCUCCAUCUCCUCCUACACCAACACACCUGCAGCUCAGCGCAAAGGCCUCAACACACAGCCUGUGACGGAUGCGGAGAAGCACUCUGCCUCUACAACAGCUCACCAGGCUUGGACCAGAGACGAGGCGAAGCGGCCUGACGGCGGGCUGGACGGCGGCGUCAGGAUGGACGCCAAGUGGAGCCGCAGGAACUGCGACGUGUCCGACGAGUCCGACAAGGGCUGCUCGGGGAGGAAGACGGCCUCUGUGUCCAACACGGGCUCCUGGAGGAGAGGCAUGAGCGCGCAGGUGGGGGUGACGUCGCCCCGCACUAAAAGCACCAGCAGCACCGGCUCCACGGUUUCAGUCGGCCUGAAAAGCCACGGCUCGGGUAAAACCGACGACGUAAAAGUGUCGGAGAAAGGUCGCCUCUCUCCGCGCUCAAACGGCCUCCAGCGCUCGCCGUCUGACGCCGGGCGCAGCAGCGGCGACGAGGCCAAGAAGCAGCCGGUCCCCGCCGGCCGCGCCGCCGCCCCGCUGACGCACACCGUCUCCGACCCGCAGUCUCACACGCUCAUGCUGUCGACCCGCACCCCGACCAGCACCUUCGGCUUCAAGAAGCAAGGUCACGGCAUGGUCACCAUGGUUACCGCGAGCGGCGCCACCAUCACCAGCGGCUCGGCCACGUUGGGGAAGAUGCCCAAAUCCGGAGGGCGCUCUCUGUCGGGCGGCUUAACGGGCGGGCAGGACGCGGGGUCUGCGUUGGGUCACCAUGAUGACGGCUUCCUCCCGAUGAGCGCCCGCUCCACUCUGCAGUACCGCAGCCUGCCCAGGCCCAGCCGCUCGGGCGCCGCGGCCCGUAACGGCAACCGCUCGUCCACCAGCAGCAUCGAGGCGGCCGUGCUCUCCGUCACGUCUCACGAAAACUCGUUUGGCGUCGCCAAGCCCAACGGGUCAGCGGCGCUCCUGGCCAAUCAGACGGAUCGCGAGAAGGGCGUCUCCGAGAUCGACAACCUGCGGAGCGGGAUGCAGGGCGGCCCGGCGGCGGGAAGACAGCAGGUUUCAUCACCAACGCUGCGCAGGUUGUUUGGUGGUAAAGCCAGCAAACAAGCUCCAGUCACCACAGCUGAAAACCUGAAGAACUCCACGGUGAUCUCCAACCCCCACGCCACCAUGAACCACGUUCCUACGGUGCUGGAGUCGCCUGAUGGCGUGCUGGGAGGCGGGGACAGCGAGACCAGCAGCCCCCUGUUUGGAGGCCGAGCCCUGGGGUCAGGAACUGGGACUCUGGGCAGCGAGCAGACCUCCAGCCCAGGAUCUAUGUAUUCCUCCACCGGUCCCUCCAACAGCCUGACUUGGGGAACCACCUUCAGCAGCUCGUCUGUGCCGAGUAGAGAGGGCACCCUGGGUGGGCACGGCGGGGCGGGCAGUGUGGGAUUCCCAGUCAGCAGCAUGCACACCAGCAGCGAGUCCAUCGACAUGAGCCUGAGCAGCGCCGGCGGACUCGGCACACACCAGGAGGACACCAUCUCUGCUCUGGGUCGCGGGAGCGUCAAGACCGGCAUGUCAGAGAGUCCCCUCUCCUCGCCCUCCGCUAGCCCCAUAUUCAGCCGAAACACGCUACCUCGGAGGCAGGACAGCGGGCCACAUUGUGGUAGAAACACUCUGCCUAAGAAGGAUUCAGGUACCUCAUUUGUUUUCCUGUAUGGUCCGUCUCAGCAGCUGCGAGGUCAUGAGGACCGUGAUUGGCUGCGCUCCCACUCCACCAGUGGGCUGCAGGACUCCGCCAGUAACUCACCGUUCUCCCCCGGCUCCAGCCUCACCUCUCCCUCUGGAACUCGCUUCAACUUUGGACAGCUGGCAUCCAGCCCAACCUCUGCAGGUCAGAUCAACCUCGCUGGUAUGCGCAACAACAGCCUGACCAAUCAGGACACUCCUUUUGACCCGUGCAGCGACAGCCGACUGAGAAACUCGUGCAUGUCGCUGGACGAGAAGACCCGCACCAUGAGCCGGUCGGGAUCUUUCAGAGACGGCUUCGAAGAAGUUCAUGGCUCAUCUCUGUCUUUGGUGUCCAGCACUUCUUCCAUUUACUCCACGAACGAGGAGAAGUCUCAGUCAGAGAUCCGAAAACUUCGCCGGGAGCUGGAUGCCUCCCAGGAAAAGGUUUCUGCCCUCACCACGCAGCUGAGCGCCAAUGCUCACCUGGUUGCAGCUUUUGAACAGAGUCUGGGCAACAUGACCAUCAGGCUGAAAAGUCUAACUCUGACUGCAGAGCAGAAGGACUCUGAGCUGAAUGAGCUGAGGAAGACCAUCGAGCUGCUGAAGAAGCAGAACGCCGUUGCUCAGGCGGCCAUCAACGGAGUCAUCAACACACCUGAACUUGUUCCCAAAGCAGAUCGGACAGCUGGCAGUAACGGUACGAUGCAGCAGCAGCAGAAUCAGCAGCCAGACCUGCGCAUCAGGCGGCAGCAUUCCUCCGACAGCGUCAGCAGCGUCGCCAGCGCCACCAGCCACUCCAGCGUGGGAUCCAACAUGGACGCAGACGCAAAGAACAAAAAGAAGAACAAAAAGAACUGGCUGCGCAGUUCCUUUAAACAAGCGUUCACCAAGAAGAAAUCUCCCAAAUCCGCCUCGUCUCACUCAGACAUCGAGGAAAUGACGGACUCAUCCCUGCCGUCCUCCCCCAAACUGCCUCACAACGGCACUUCAGCCUCCAGCCACAUCCUCAGGAACACACACUCCAACACUCUAUUGUCGGAGUGUUUGGACAGCGAGGCCGAGACGGUGAUGCAGCUGCGGAGUGAACUCAGGGAAAAGGAGAUGAAGCUGACCGACAUUCGCCUGGAGGCCCUCAGCUCGGCGCAUCAGCUGGACCAGCUUCGGGAGGCCAUGAACCGCAUGCAGCUGGAGAUUGAGAAGCUGAAGUCGGAGAAUGACCGCCUGAAGCUGGAGAGUCAGGGCAGCAGGACGGGAUCGCAGGCGUCCAUCUCAGCGUCUCCUCCGCCUCACACACAAAGCCAAAGCGCGGGCCCCGCUGCGGGUCUGUCCCAGCACAGCCUCAACCUUACCACCAGCGAGUCCACCAGUCUGGACAUGCUGCUGGAAGACACGGGUGGAGACGGUGGGACGAGGAAGGAAGGUCGGCACGUAAAGAUUGUAGUCAGCCUCGACGCGGAGAUCAAAUGGGGGGAGGAGAGUCAGUCUCGCCACUUCCUGAUUGGUUGCAUCGGAGUGAGCGGCAAAACGAAGUGGGAUGUUUUGGAUGGAGUGGUCCGGCGCCUCUUUAAGGAGUAUAUCACUCAUGUUGACCCGGUGAGCCAGCUCGGCCUGAGCACAGACAGCGUUCAGGGCUACAACAUCGGUGAAAUCCAUCGGCCCAGCAGCUCCAGUACAGCCAGUACGCCUGAGCUGCUGCCCUGCGGCUACCUGGUGGGAGACAACACCAUCAACAUCCAGCUCAAAGGUGCGAGCAGUGAAAACGUCGACUCUCUCGUGUUUGACACGUUGAUCCCGAAGCCGAUGCUGCAGCGCUACGUCUCCCUCCUGAGGGAGCACAGACGGGUCAUCCUGUCCGGGCCGAGCGGCACCGGGAAGACCUACCUGGCCAAUCAGCUGGCGCGACACCUUUUGCUCCUCGAGGGCCGACCUCUGACCCCGAACGCUGUCGUCACUUUCAACGUGGAUCACAAGUCCAGCAAGGAACUUCGUCAGUACCUGUCAGGAUUAGCACAGCAAUGCAACAGUGUUUGUGGGGAAGACAGCCCCCUGGUGGUCAUUCUGGACAACCUCCACCACAUCAGCUCUCUGGGAGAAAUCUUUAAUGGCCUCUUCAACUGCAACUACCAGCACUGUCCUUACAUUAUCGGCACCAUGAGCCAAGCCACAUCUUCAGCUCCAAACCUCCAGCUUCAUCAUAACUUCCGGUGGGUCCUGUGUGCCAACCACACUGAGCCAGUAAAGGGAUUCCUUGGUCGAUACCUGAGGAGGAAGCUAAUAGAGAUGGAGAUCGGUAGCCGGACCCGAAACGCAGAGCUGGUGAAGAUCAUGGACUGGGUGCCGCGGGUUUGGCACCAUCUGAACCGCUUCCUGGAGACUCACAGCUCCUCUGACGUCACAAUCGGACCCCGCCUCUUUCUGUCAUGCCCCAUGGACGUGGAGGGAUCCAGGGUUUGGUUCACUGACCUGUGGAAUUACUCCAUCAUCCCCUACAUGCUGGAGGCCGUACGCGAAGGACUGCAGCUUUACGGCCGCCGGGCAGCGUGGGAGGAUCCAGCAGCCUGGGUGAUCGACUCGUACCCCUGGUCAUCGACGCCACCUCCAGGCGACUGGCCUCCGCUGCUGCAGCUCCGCCCAGAAGACGUCGGCUUUGACGGCUACUCUGCACCAAGAGAAGGAGUCAGGAAAGAGCCGCCGCAAAGCGACAGCGACGCAGAUCCACUGAUGAAUAUGCUGAUGCGCCUGAAGGAGGCGGCGACGUCAUCGAGCCCACAGAGCUACGACAGCGACUCCAACAGCAACAGUCACCAUGAUGACAUCCUGGACUCGUCCCUGGAGUCGACCUUAUGACGUCGCAGGAGCACAAAAGCUUCACUGUUUCUACUCCUUUCUCACCGUGAUGAGAACUCCUGGCACAAAAUGCAGCCACAUUUAUCUGGGUGCAGGUAACCCAAGUGUUUAAAAAAAAGACCAGUUUCUUCAGCACUGCCGUGAUUUUUUUAUUUUUUCCUUCACCGCUGUGGCCCUUGGUUCCUCUGUCAGGAGUCUGACGUCUGCUUCAGCAGAAAGUAGAAGCACACAGCCUGUGCCUGUUGAUGAGGCGUCCCUGUUACCAUCAUCAUGAGUCAACAGUUUACUUUAACACCAGCCAAGCGAUCGGCAUCCUCCACCGUGCUGCAGCGCACCGGACCCGCCUGCAGGUGGCGAUCCAACCCAUGCUCUCUUGCACUGUGAGCCAGCGCAACGACCCACGAUGAGCAAUGAGCUCAUCCUCUGCAGACCAACUCGUCUGAGUGACUGCUGGAUAAAACCGGCCAAAGUGAAUUUUCAGUUCAAAACACAGUAUUUUCUUUCUGAAAACACACUGCAAAAAAGUUUAUUUUUGGUUUAGUUUUUAGUAAUGAGACAAAACUAACUUUUCAGCAAGACAGAGAAACUUAUGUUAAGCAAAUAAUUCCUGAAUAUUGAUAUAAAAAGUACUAAUUCCACUGGCAGAUUAUUUUUCUUACGUCAUGGGAUGAGAAUAAAUGGGCUGAGAAUCAACAAAUAUGUGCUGCUAUGAACUAUCAAUACUUAAUAAUAUGUCUUAUUUUGCUUUAUGAUCUAAUUAAACUAUUACACAAGACACAUUCUUAUAAUUAAGCCUGAUACAUUUUUCUGAGUAACAUUUGAAUUUUUGCUACAUUUUUCAACAGAUUCAUAUAUGAGUGGCAGAUUCCUUAAAAGCAGAUAUUAGGAAAAUAUAUUUGUAACAUAUUGUAUAUUUUGCCUAUUUGACCAGAUCCUAAUUUGACACAAUUUUUUUUACAAAUAUUUCUGAAAUAAAGACAGCAAAAUGGAGCAGAAAAUGUAUCAGAUUUACUCUAAAACUUGAAAGAAAAAUGUGAAAAAUUUAGUUUUUUCAUAUUUUUGUACUUCUAUUUAGGUUUCUACUCCUCAUUAAAAAAAACUCUUAAAAACUCACCCAGACUUUUUUGACGGCAUUUUAAUGUUUUUUUGUUGUCGUUUUUCAGUGUCUGGAAAAGGAAUUGUUUCAAAAACGUCUGAAACGCAACGUCUCAAAUCACCAGGCGUUGCCCGUUACCUAACAACCCAAGCUAGGUAAAAAGCUGAGAUACAUUUAAAAUACAUUUCAUUUGCAUAACAGUUUCUAAACUCUUCUAAACACAAAAAACUACAAGUAGAGCUCUCAGUACAUCACACAGAAACAUAAAAAAAGAACACUGAAAUACAUAGUAUGUUCAAAAACAUAUGUAUUAAAAUAAAAUAGGACAUGCAGUAAAAGCUAUAUGUAGAAUGAUUGCUGGAAAAAACGAGUGUUUUGUUGUUGAAACCAGUUUCUGCAUUCUUAUUGGUUGUGCAGGAGGCUCUACGUCUGCUUUUCAAAGAGCUGCAGACUAAAAUCUCCAUAUUUAAGAUUGAUUUUGUGGCAAAAAUGUAUCAAACAUGUUUUACAUCUCCUAUAAAAGGAUCCUAACCUGUUCAAGGAAGCGUCAGAGGUGACUUUGAAGCUGGAAUUCACUUUGGAGGGAUUUGUCCUUUAAAUGGCUGGCUGAGAUGAUCUGUGUCCUGAUUUCUUUAAUUCAUCGCUUCUUUCUUUGAGCCCUCUGAUCUCUCUUCGCACAUUUGGCCCAUGCAGGCUUUUGUAGCACAAAUCUCCUUUUGGUGCUGGACUGAGUUCCAACAAACAAUGCCUUACUCUUUGCUACCAGACUACGUGCAUUAGCUGAUUAACCUUUUUUUUGUCUGAAUGGCUGUAAAACGUAACAGGGCUCCAAAAGUCGAGCUCUCCUCGAGCGGCUGCAGUUAUCGAGGAGCGCCGUCGACCUCAUAUCAAUCACCGUUGCCGUUGGAACGUUGAAUAGAUGCGAAUCAGAAGCAGUACUUUUGAAUUAAAGAUCUAUUUUUUGUUUGUUGCUCUUUUUGCAUGAAUGAUCUGACAAGAUUGUAAAUAUGAACUGCAAGAAAGAAAAAUAUUUCAGUGUGUUUUGGUGCUUAAAAUCAGAACCUGUUGGUGACUGAGGCAAGUAAAAGACUUGAUUUUAUACCUCACCUCCCAUCUUUUAACUGUUUUUUUUUUUCAUUGUUCUGAUUAUGAACAAAACUCAGACAUGUUGAACUAGUUUUAAAGCUGCUUUGUUUAUAUUAAAAAAAUAUACGUAAGAGGUUAUUAAUAUAAAAGGUACGUGUGAAAAAUGAGUAAAAAUGGUCUGGCAUGUUUAUAACUUUAAAACCUUUUAUUUUCUCCCUUAAACCUCCAAGCCUGCCUUCAGAGAUGCUUAAAUCCAGAGAAUUACAAGUCCACUGUUUCAAUAUUUUACUCACCGAUCCUAUGCAACAUUUAAUCCAGAAAUGAAAACUGAACAUAUGUUUGUCCCCCAGUUUGAAGAUGUUUUGCAUGGCACUAGCUUUGUGGCCAGCGUUCUACGACAGCAAUUUAAGACCGGAUAAAAAGAGUACGUUUCUGCCAAACAAAAAGCUCAGAAAUUUUUUAAUGAAUCUGAGAAAAUUUGUAGAAAAAUUGGGAAAUUUCCUAGUUUGAAAAAUUCAAAAUCUCAGAAAUGUAUUUUUUUUCUUUACAUUUCCAAGUUUUAAGUUGAAUAGUUGCAAGAAAAAGAAAAACUCAUCAAUUUUGAAAUUAAUCUCAGAAUUUUUUUUUUAAUUGAGAGAAAGAAAAAUUGAGGUUGAUAUCAAAUGUGGUUUUUUCUAGCAGAUUUUUGAGUUUUGGAACUCAAAAAUUUCAGUGCAAAUUUCUCAGUUUCAAGUCAAAUAUUUGCAAAGAAAAAACUGGAAAGUUGAGACUAAUCUCAGAAAUUGUAAAGCAAAACCUUGAAAGUUUAAAAUCAAACAUUUGUAAUAAAAAUAUUUUUUUUAGGAAAGUUUUUCUAAACUCUUGGAGCUCAAAAAUUUCCUUGAAAGUCUGAGUUUCAUGUCAAAUGUAUAAGAAAUUAAUUUGGAAAUUAAUUUCAGAAAUGUUUUCAGAAGAAACUUAGAAAUUUCAAGUCAAACAUUUCCAAGCAAAUGAUUAUUUCUUAUAAGUCUCAAAAAUGUUUCAGAAAAAAUCCUUAUGAAAAUUUUCAGAGAUUAAUCUCAAAAUUAAAAAUUUUGGGGCAGAAAUUUGCUUUUUCUAUUCGCAGUGGCCCUGAUGCACCAUCGUAGUUCUCAUUGUCUUUGUGUUUCCCGGUUGCUUUACUUUUGUAAUCCUGCUGCUCUUGUUGCAAGCACAAAAUGUUCUGCAAGUCCGUGCAAAGCCAGCUCUGUUAGGUAUGAAUGUCUGAAGCCUUUGACUGGUCCAUCAUUUUAUUACUCACAAACUUAAUGAAUGUUUAGAUUUCAUAGCCAUGUACAUUUUUAUAUGUAAGAUAACUUUGUAAAUAGCUGUUGAUCUUGCAGCAGUUUGAUGACUUUUUUAGCCGAUUUGGUAUAAUACUUGAAAAUUGGUAUUUUGUGUACAGUCUUUGUGUCAGAGCAGAUCGAUGCAGUUUGUCAUCACGUGUUUGUCCAGGACUCAGAGAAUUGAAUCUGAUAUCACUGUACUAGUCUUAAGUUAUUGUGAUUCAAUAAAUUUAUUAAUUUAUAACUGAA
Poeciliopsis prolifica (blackstripe livebearer) is the source of this 11650-nucleotide messenger RNA. RefSeq names its product neuron navigator 2a (gene nav2a). Gene Ontology annotation, molecular function: ATP hydrolysis activity; protein binding. Gene Ontology annotation, biological process: nervous system development; neurogenesis. The record is from RefSeq and is a predicted model, not a curated record. Lineage: Eukaryota; Metazoa; Chordata; Actinopteri; Cyprinodontiformes; Poeciliidae.